Molecule: messenger RNA, 800 nt
Organism: Mirounga angustirostris (Northern elephant seal)
Lineage: Eukaryota; Metazoa; Chordata; Mammalia; Carnivora; Phocidae
Product: rho GTPase-activating protein 20-like
Exons: 5
Coding region: 132-791 (219 amino acids)
Biological process (GO): signal transduction
Molecular function (GO): GTPase activator activity
Source: RefSeq, a predicted model, not a curated record
ACUUGCCUAAUUUAAAAGUGUGUUUUUCUGACCUUAGGCUUUUAGCCCAGCUGCCAAGAGCAAAUGUUGUUCUCUUGCGAUACCUUUUUGGAGUGCUAUACAACAUUGAGCAACAUUCGUCAUCCAAUCAGAUGAAAGCUUAUAAUUUAUCCGUUUGUAUAGCCCCAUGCGUUCUUUACCCACCUGAUUCCGAAAGCUUGGAAUUGGAAGACAACAUGAUAAAAAAGAUAUGUCUUGUACAAUUUCUCAUUGAAAAUUGCCUCAGGAUAUUUGGAGAAGACAUCACUUCCCUCUUGGGCGAGAACUCAAUGAGUCGUGGUAACAGCGAGAAGGCUGCAGACUCCGGUCGGAAGACUGUGAAAAGCCAUUUUUUCAGAGACAGGGCCUUUUGGUGGGGCUCCGGCACUUCCCAGCACACCCAGUGCACAGCCCCACCUUCCGCAAAGCCAGGACAGCUCUUUGGAGUUUCCCUCAUGGAUGUGUGUGAUAAAGACAACUUGCCCUUCCCAAUUCUGGGUAUGCUUUCCUUUAUUAAUGAAAAAGGGCCCCUCACAGAAGGCAUAUUCAGAAACUCAGCCAAUAUAAAAUCCUGCCAUGUCCUAAAGGAAAAACUGAAUUCUGGGGUCAAAGUGAACCCAUACAGCGAAUCUGUUCAUGUGGUCGCAUCCGUCUUAAAGGAUUUUCUUAGAAAUAUCCACGGAAGUAUAUUUUUAUCUGACCUCUAUGACAAAUGGCUCGGUGUUAUUGAUCAAGGCAACAAAGAGGAGAAGAUAACUGCAGCCCAGAGGUAAUGAUGCCAU